Messenger RNA from Bombyx mori (domestic silkworm), 2253 nucleotides. RefSeq lists its product as uncharacterized. The transcript has 5 exons. The record is from RefSeq and is a predicted model, not a curated record. NCBI's taxonomy places the organism in Eukaryota, Metazoa, Arthropoda, Insecta, Lepidoptera, Bombycidae. Bases 283 to 1302 code for a protein of 339 amino acids.
ACUAGUUUUUUGCUUCUCGCUGUGGUUACACCAUAAAACGUCUUUUAAAAUAUUAUCUUUUUACUUUACUUUGAUUUUUCUUAUUUAAGUUUUUAGCGCGAAAAUAGUAAGUCCGAUAUAUGCAAAUUGUACCGAAUAAGAAAUUGAUAUUAGAUAUUUUAAUGUAGGUAUUCGUAAAAUUCAUAUUUAAAAGUUCACCAACGUAAGCGUUUAGUUCAACCGAAACAGUUCGAAUUAUUAUUUGUACGGUACCGAUUCUCACUCAGUGUAUUAUUAUACAAAAUGAACAUUAACAUAACGACGUUUAUAAACCCUUUUUCUUUUUUUUGUAUGCCUGAGGCUAGUCAGAAAAUUAACUUACCUGAAAAUGACCAAAUACUUUCGUCUCCAAAUGUGGGCAGUAGCAUCGAUCCAUCCAAAGUCAAUCACGGCCAAUAUGUCGCAGUAUUAUGGCAAAGCAGGUGGACGCGUGGUAUAAUUACUAUGGAAUCACAGUGCUUAAUAUGGUUAAUAGAUUUUGGUAUUUAUUUAAGACCUAAUGAAAAAACUGUGUUUAUAAGCCUACCUCCAGAGUACAAAAAGUUGCCAACUAAAGUAUUUGAAGCCAGUAUACAUGGAGUCAUGCCUCUGGAUAAAAGAAUCAAUGAAAGUUGUGAGAUUGAGAAUCAGAUUUGUACCAACUGGAAUAAAGGUGCCAUUGAAAAAAUGCAAGAGAUCAUAAAGUAUUCCAAACGGCUUUAUUUUGUUCCUGUGGCUGUUAUUUCUACCAAAGAAAACGACGUAGUGUUGGGAAAUUUGUAUUUUGAAGCAAGCGGAUGUAGUUCUCUCGUAAACAUUGUCGACGAGUUAGAAGGAUGGCCAGUAUUUUUAGAAAAGAAUGAGAGCGCUUACAUUCAAAAUCUAUCGGUUCUAUACUCAAACCGUAGACGACAUCGUGCGUGCCUGCUAAAACCUUUACCAAAUGUAACCAUACCUAACAUUUCAACGAAUUUGUCUUUAGAAGAAUAUAAUAGUAUUUGUGGUAAGGUUCUUGACAUCUGUGAAGCCAGGAAGUCCGAUUGUGCUUCGGAAGAUGGCAGCACUGUGGUCAACGCAAAAUUAAAGGAACAGAAAACAAUCUACACAUUAACAUUUGAAGAAAUAGAAAUGUACUCCAAUAUGUACAUUACUAUAGCGGGUCAGGAGUAUAAUGCUUUGAAUUUGUUGUUGAAUAAAAUCAGAGAUCUUAGAAUGUGUGAAAAAUACAAAAAUGCUAAACCAAUCGGAAGAGCUACGACCAGAUUAGGAUCUACUCAUAAUUGAUAUUUCUUUGUUUUUAUUGAAGUUUUUUUUAUUGUUAUUUUAAAAAUAUUGAUUUUUGUUUGAUUUUUUCGCUUAUAUUUUUUUGGAUUUAUUUAUAUAAAGUUUUGGCGACAUUAGCAUUACAUCAAUAAUAAUCAUAACGUUAUGGUUGUAAUAGAGAUUGCCGGAGACUGCUAUGUGCAUGCGUAUUUAAUGCAGUUACUCAGUAACUCACCAAGACUUACGAUGUCUCUUAAAUUCAAAUCGUUAUUUUUUUUUCUUUUUAGAGUUUCUUACCUAAGCUGAUGAUCUUUAGAGACCAUAUCAGCAUCACCGGGCGAGAUUUGCUACACAUUUGAUUUUUUUAAGUUGAUUUACACGACUUGUUUUGUUUCUGAAUAUGGAUAGUAUUUUUUAAGCUUUGGUAUUUGUAAUUUUUGUACUUUAGAAUUUCUUUCUUCAUUAAGUACGGAAAUUUGGAUUUGAUUGGCAUUGGUAAUUUUGAUUGGCAAUUUGAAAUGGCAUUUAAGUUCAGAUUUCGGUAAGUUUACGUAAUUCGAAGUAUCAAAAGAAUAGUUAAAAAUCAGUAAAAGAGAGAGAGUAGUUAAAACAAAAAACAAAAACAUUACUCGAAAUUGAGUGUUUCUUUAGAGUAUGUAGGUACUUUCCUUUGACAUUAUUUUUUAGACACAAACGCACUCCACGAAUUUUGUACUGUAAUCUGUCAACUAUUACACGUAAAUCAUUAUUAAAUAUCUGCUAAAACCGUCCAUUUUUUUUCAAAGUCAAAGUUUAUUCCAAAGUUCGUAGUUUUUUUUUCAAACUAAUUCGCUAAUUCGAUUCUCAUGAAUCCAGUAUGACAAUACAGAGGUUUGUUUUAAUUAAGUAGCUAAAAUUACUAUGACAACAAUGUGAUAUUGUUUGUCGAUACUAACACCAUAUUUUGUUUUAAAAUAAAACGAGCGUUGUUGU